Lachancea fermentati is the source of this 1086-nucleotide messenger RNA. NCBI's taxonomy places the organism in Eukaryota, Fungi, Ascomycota, Saccharomycetes, Saccharomycetales, Saccharomycetaceae. The record is from the annotation of a GenBank genome assembly.
AUGAGACAAGUUGCUGGUAGCAUUACUCGUUUUCUCAAAGUUACAAGUGUAUUCGCUCCAGCAAGUCAUGCAGUUCCCGGUCUUAGAUGCAGUCUGACUGUCGCUGGAUGGAGGAGAGCUUAUUCAGAGGGACCUUUGUUUGGGAACCACAACAAUACUUUUCGGACCACCACUAGACAGGGAGCGUAUGGUAGCACAGAGGUACUCAACGAUGACUUGAUGUCUGAUGCGAUCCCAACGGUCAAGCUAGAGGCUGAAUUGGUCAACGAGCAUACGUCUACAUACUUGCCAAAGGCACCGAUAAUCGUACUGCACGGGCUGUUUGGUUCGCGUGCCAACAACAGGACCAUUGCGCGGCAGUUGAACGAGCGGCUCGAGAGAGACGUGUACUUGCCAGACCUGCGCAACCACGGCGCGUCUCCUCACAUUGGAAGGCAUGACUACCCGGCGAUGGCCGCAGAUAUCGAGCGGUUCAUUCGCGAGAAGGAGUUCGAGUUCAAGCCCAUCAUUGUGGGCCACUCAAUGGGCGCGAAGGUCGCGAUGAGCGUCGUCUUGCGCAAACCCGACAUGUGCUCAAUGAUGGUGAGCAUCGACAACGCGCCUGUUGCCACGAUGCCUACGACUUCUUUCCCACGCUACGCGACAAAAUUACUCGAGAUCAUAAACUCCAAAGAUAUUCAGACGCUGAAAGCAGCCGACGAGGCCCUCAAGGCGGUGGAGAACAGCGUCGUGAUCCGCCAGUUCCUGCUCACCGUGCUGCAGCGUUACAAGGAUGAGGCAACCGGCGAGUGGAAAUUCCGCUCGCGUAUCCCGUUGGGGAUUUUGAGCGAUGCCAUCGUGAAGGGCAACAUCGCCAACUGGGAGUUCAACCCCUGGGUCCACCGCUGGACGGGUCCCGCGCUGUUCAUUCGCGGUACACAAUCCCACUACAUCGCCGACGAGUUUCUCGUGGACAUCGGCCGGUUUUUCCCCAGCUUUGAAAUCCGCGACAUCGACGCGGGCCACUGGGUCAACACCGAGAAGCCGAAGGAGUGCGUCGAUCACAUCGUGGACUUCAUAGAGCGCCACGAAGACGACACACUUUGA